Messenger RNA from Phycodurus eques (leafy seadragon), 1306 nucleotides. RefSeq names its product hydroxylysine kinase-like. The transcript has 5 exons. Lineage: Eukaryota; Metazoa; Chordata; Actinopteri; Syngnathiformes; Syngnathidae. Bases 122 to 1306 code for a protein of 394 amino acids. The record is from RefSeq and is a predicted model, not a curated record. Gene Ontology annotation, molecular function: amino acid kinase activity.
CUUUCCUCUCAACGCGUCAGAGAGAGACUGCCUCUUUUGGUUGGUCCUGUCACGCCUCUGCCAGUCAUUAGUCAUUGCUCGUUUUUCGGUGACUUUGCAACCCGAAAAUGAAGAAUAUCUGAUGCUUUCGUCCAAGAGAGGCAUUCCAAUUUUACGCAAGUUUUUUGAGAUAGGAAAGGAGCAAGUGGAGAAAGUGUGGUUCCAAGGUGCUGCUCAGUUCAAUGACAGAAAGGACAUGGCAGCGAACCACGCCAAGCCCAACCUCAGCCAAUCUCAGGCAGCAGAGAUUGUGAAGAAACACUACAAGCUGACUCCCCUUCAACUCCGUUGUCUCCCCAGCUAUGAUGACCAGAACUUUUUCAUUGCGACUGUCGAAGGUGGCGAGUAUUUGCUGAAGAUUCUGAACUCGGUGUACACAAAGGACCCCAUCCUGAUAGAACUGCAGACUUACGCAAUGAACUUUCUGCAUGAAAAUGGACUACCUACUCAAACAACCCUGAAAACAACAAUGGGACAGAACAUGAUCCUGGAAGACAUCGAUUGUGGCUCUGGUUUACAGAAGCACCUGGUGCGCCUGUUGACCUAUUUGCCAGGAAUCCCCAUUUCUGAUGUGUCUUUCUCAUCACAGCUACUUUAUGAAGUUGGCCAGACAGCAGCCAGAAUGGACAACACCCUCAAAGAGAUGGAACAUCCUCAACUGUGUGUGCUGCAGAGGGAGGGGUUCAUAUGGAGUUUGUCAAAUAUUCCCCUUCUGGAGAAAUACAUGAAAGUACUCGAUGGGGAUCCUCUCCUGGAGGUUGUGAAGUCUGUCCUCCAGCAUUACAAGACUGCUGUGGUCCCCAAAUACUCUAGUUUCCGCGCAUGUCUCAUUCAUGGGGACUUCAAUGAUCUCAAUGUGCUGGUGCAAGCUAAUGAAAGUUAUGACUACAAGAUUUCUGGUAUCAUUGAUUUUGGUGAUAUGAACUUCGGUUGCUACGUCUAUGAGCUCGCCAUCACCAUCACGUACAUGAUGCUGGAGCACCCCAACCCCAUUGAUGUGGGCGGACCUAUCCUAGCAGGCUGGGAAAGUGUCUUUCCUCUCAACGCGUCAGAGAGAGACUGCCUCUUUUGGUUGGUCCUGUCACGCCUCUGCCAGUCAUUAGUCAUUGCUCGUUUUUCGGUGACUUUGCAACCCGAAAAUGAAGAAUAUCUGAUGCUUACGUCCAAGAAAGGCAUUCCAAUUUUACGCAAGCUCUUUGAGAUAGGAAAGGAGCAAGUGGAGAAAGUGUGGUUCCAAGGUGCUGCUCAGUUCAAUGACAGAAAGUGA